Syngnathus acus (greater pipefish) is the source of this 1628-nucleotide messenger RNA. Its product is annotated as myocyte-specific enhancer factor 2A-like. Gene Ontology annotation, biological process: cell differentiation; heart development; positive regulation of transcription by RNA polymerase II. The transcript is spliced from 10 exons. Gene Ontology annotation, molecular function: histone deacetylase binding; protein dimerization activity; DNA-binding transcription factor activity, RNA polymerase II-specific. The coding region runs from base 14 to 1390 and encodes 458 amino acids. The record is from RefSeq and is a predicted model, not a curated record. Lineage: Eukaryota; Metazoa; Chordata; Actinopteri; Syngnathiformes; Syngnathidae.
UUGCAGUCCGAGCAUGAGCUUCCUCGGGCGGGGAGGAUGUGAGCGUGUGAGCGGUCGAGUCAUCUCCUCCCGCCCACUGACUCCCUCUUCUAUUCCGUCCUUUUUCAUCUUCUCCUUCUCCCCUUCAUCUUCUCCUUCGUCUUCAUCGAAAGUAGGCGACGGUUACCAUGCUUUGAGGACCACCUCCACUGGCGCUCACUCUUUCUCCAUCGUUCUCCAUCUUGGCGCUUCGCGCACAUCGUUUAUUUUUCUGGAAAUGGGGCGUAAGAAGAUCCAGAUCACCCGCAUCAUGGAUGAGAGGAACCGGCAGGUGACGUUCAUGAAGAGAAAGUUCGGCCUGAUGAAGAAAGCGUACGAGCUGAGCGUGCUGUGCGACUGCGAGAUCGCCCUGAUCGUCUUCAACGGCGCCAACAAGCUGUUCCAGUACGCCAGCACCGACAUGGACAAGGUGCUGCUCAAGUACACCGAGUAUAACGAGCCCCACGAGAGCAGGACCAACGCAGACAUCGUGGAGGCGCUGAACAAGAAAGAGCAGCGAGGCUGCGAGAGCCCCGACGCGGCCGACGGCGCCGCCUAUGCCCUGACACCAAACACUGAAGCCAAAUACAAAAAAAUCAACGACGACUUUGACCACAUGAUCAGGAGCCACAAGAUGUCGUCGAGUGUACCGCAGCAAAACUUGGCGCACGUGGAAGGAGGAGGAAGCAGUGACGGGCGAUCGAUGGCCAUGGCGUUGCAUCACGCUCAACCGCACAGGAACAUCCACGCCGCACACAGGUCCACCGGCACCACCAACGCAGGUGACAUGCAAAGCAGUUCUGAUCUGAUGCUGCACAACGGAUCUGGACCAGAAGUGAAUGGCUUUGUGGAAUCAUCUAGAAAAAUCCUCCCGCCCAAAUCGCCGAUGUCAGCACGCAAGUCUGACCUGCGAGUGCUCGUCCCUGCGUCCAAAGCUGGGAUGGCCACGUUGGUACGUGGUGAACCGUGUCAUUCGAGUUCAGCUUUGAGCACACCGGUGGUCUCGAUCAGCACCCCCAACCUGCUCUACAGCACCAUCAAUUCUACAUACAACGAUUAUGAACUGAACAGUGCUGAACUGUCAAGUUUCUCUCCUUUAAACUCCACGACCACAUGGCAACAGAUGACCACCUCACUGGGAGUCUCAUCCCUACCUCCUACCACCAACAACCACAGCAACAUCAGCAUCAAGGACGAGCCCCCCUCUCCGCCUCCCCCCCGUGGCUAUUCAGCUCCUUCCGAGGGCGCCGCUCAGCGGAAUGAGCAUCCUCCGCGCCGUCGCCCUGACUUCCUUCCGCUGGCCGUGGCUCGCUCGGAAGCUGACGAGAGUGCGGCAACCAAGCGUCUUCGCAUGGACAGCUGGGUCACUUAGAUGAAUGGUCACCGUUAUGCAAAUUCAACUGACGCACUUCCUGGUCUCAGGGUUUCUUAAAGCAAUAAUAACCACAUCCUGCCCCCCCCCCCUCUCAGAAAAAAGGAAAAUCAUUUUCUCUAACAUACCAGAAGAUGCUGAUGAGGAUAUUGCUCUCUAUGAAUUAUCAAAAACAUGUCACUAUUGUUGUGUAUAUAGUACUUUAUCUUUAAUAUAUCAUUUUGGCUGUAAUCAAGUA